AUGUGCUCGACGGCCGCAUCCUGCUUGGUAUUGCAGGUGCUACUAUACCUACUCAACACUGACCAGGCCAACUUGGGAGGCAAGAUUCGCUUCAUCUUCUUUGGCCUGUCGUGGCCUAUCUGCGCCUGGUUGUACUACUACUUUCUCGAGAUGAAGGGCCGCAACUACGCAGAGAUCCAGGAAAUGUUCAACAACCGCGUGCCGGCCCGGAAGUUCAAAUCCCAUGUUUGUGAGGUCGGCAUCGUUUGUCAAGGGGAGAAGAAGUUGCAGGAGGAGGCAUGA
Messenger RNA from Colletotrichum spaethianum, 282 nucleotides. RefSeq names its product general alpha-glucoside permease. The transcript has a single exon. Bases 1 to 282 code for a protein of 93 amino acids. NCBI's taxonomy places the organism in Eukaryota, Fungi, Ascomycota, Sordariomycetes, Glomerellales, Glomerellaceae. The record is from RefSeq and is a predicted model, not a curated record.